Molecule: messenger RNA, 6875 nt
Organism: Acomys russatus (golden spiny mouse)
Lineage: Eukaryota; Metazoa; Chordata; Mammalia; Rodentia; Muridae
Gene: Dock11
Product: dedicator of cytokinesis 11
Exons: 53
Coding region: 211-6432 (2073 amino acids)
Biological process (GO): positive regulation of GTPase activity; small GTPase-mediated signal transduction; marginal zone B cell differentiation
Molecular function (GO): guanyl-nucleotide exchange factor activity
Source: RefSeq, a predicted model, not a curated record
CCGGACCCAGAGCUUGCAAAAGCUGGAGAGAAAAGGAGGGAAAGGGGAGGAGCGGUGGGCGGGAGGAGGAGCCACGGGAGCUGGGCGCGGAGCGGCGAGCUGAGAUGUGGCCGGCCUGCUGGCGUGUAAACACAGGCAGUAGCAGCAGCCGCGGCCGCCCGGGCCCGGGGCAUUGAGCGCUCUCGCCGAGACCUGCCCGCCGCCGCUGCCAUGGCCGAAGUGCGCAAAUUCACCAAGCGGCUGAGCAAGCCCGGCACAGCAGCGGAGCUCCGUCAGAGCGUGUCGGAGGCCGUGCGGGGAUCCGUGGUGCUGGAAAAGGCCAAGGUUGUUGAACCCCUGGACUAUGAGAAUGUUAUCACCCAACGGAAAACGCAGAUUUACAGCGACCCCCUCAGAGAUCUGCUUAUGUUUCCCAUGGAAGACAUAUCUAUCUCAGUGAUUGGUCGUCAGCGCAGAACAGUGCAGUCUACUGUACCAGAAGAUGCUGAAAAGAGGGCCCAGAGCUUAUUUGUCAAAGAGUGUAUUAAGACCUACAGCACUGAUUGGCAUGUGCUGAACUAUAAGUAUGAAGACUUCUCUGGAGACUUUCGUAUGUUGCCUUGCAAGUCUCUGAGACCAGAAAAGAUCCCUAAUCAUGUGUUUGAGAUUGAUGAAGACUGUGAGAAAGAUGAGGAUUCAUCUUCUUUAUGUUCUCAGAAGGGUGGUGUGAUAAAACAAGGUUGGUUGCAUAAAGCUAAUGUAAAUAGCACCAUCACAGUAACCAUGAAGGUGUUCAAGAGACGGUAUUUUUACUUGACUCAACUUCCUGAUGGUUCAUAUAUUCUCAAUUCUUAUAAAGAUGAGAAAAAUUCCAAAGAGUCUAAAGGUUGCAUCUACUUGGAUGCCUGCAUUGAUGUUGUUCAGUGCCCCAAAAUGCGCCGUCAUGCUUUUGAACUCAAGAUGUUAGAUAAGUAUAGCCAUUAUCUGGCGGCUGAAACGGAGCAGGAAAUGGAGGAAUGGUUGAUAACGUUGAAGAAGAUUAUUCAGAUCAAUACUGACAGUUUAGUGCAAGAGAAAAAGGAGACAGUGGAAACAAUACAAGAUGAUGAAACUAGCAGCCAAGGAAAAGCCGAAAACAUCAUGGCCAGUUUGGAAAGGAGCAUGCAUCCGGAGCUGAUGAAGUAUGGCAGAGAAACAGAACAGCUGAACAAACUCAGUAGAGGAGAUGGAAGACAGAAUCUCUUUUCUUUCGACUCAGAGGUUCAGAGGUUGGACUUUUCAGGGAUUGAGCCGGAUGUAAAGCCAUUUGAAGAAAAGUGCAACAAGCGUUUCCUGGUGAAUUGCCAUGAUUUAACUUUCAAUAUCUUGGGUCACAUUGGAGACAACGUGAAAGGACCACCCACAAAUGUCGAGCCCUUUUUCAUCAACCUUGCCUUAUUUGAUGUAAAGAAUAAUUGUAAAAUUUCAGCCGACUUUCAUGUGGACCUGAACCCGCCCUCUGUACGGGAAAUGCUGUGGGGCACCUCUACCCUACUGGCCAAUGAUGGGAGUGCAAAGGGCUAUUCACCAGAGUCUCUGGUCCAUGGAAUUGCCGAGUCGCAGUUAUGCUACAUAAAGCAAGGAAUCUUCUCAGUGACGAACCCACAUCCUGAAAUUUUUCUAGUCGUGAGAAUCGAGAAGGUGCUGCAGGGAAAUAUCACACACUGUGCAGAACCCUACAUCAAAAACUCAGAUCCGAUAAAGACAGCGCAGAAAGUACACAGGACAGCUAAACAAGUGUGUAGCCGCCUUGGACAAUACCGAAUGCCCUUUGCUUGGGCAGCCAGACCCAUUUUCAAAGAUAUUCAGGGCUCUCUGGAUCUGGAUGGGAGAUUUUCCCCUUUGUAUAAGCAAGACAGUAGCAAGCUGUCAAAUGAAGACAUUCUCAAGUUGCUAUCCGAAUACAAAAAGCCAGAAAAGACAAAAUUGCAGAUUAUCCCUGGACAGCUGAACAUCACAGUGGAAUGUGUUCCUGUAGAUUUACCAAAUUGUAUUACUCCUUCAUAUGUGCCUCUGAAGCCUUUUGAAAAGAAUUGUCAAAAUAUUACUGUGGAGGUUGAAGAGUUUGUUCCAGAAAUGACAAAAUACUGUUAUCCAUUCACUAUUUACAAAAACCAUCUGUAUGUCUAUCCCUUGCAAUUAAAAUAUGACGGCCAGAAAUCAUUUGCCAAGGCUAGGAACAUUGCCGUCUGUGUGGAAUUCCGGGAUUCUGAUGAGAGUGAUGCAUCUGCGCUAAAGUGCAUUUAUGGCAAACCCGCAGGGUCUGUUUUUACCACAAAUGCAUAUGCUGUGGUCUCACAUCACAACCAAAAUCCGGAGUUCUAUGAUGAGGUUAAAAUCGAACUUCCCAUUCACCUGCAUCAGAAACAUCACUUGCUUUUUACAUUUUAUCAUGUAAGUUGUGAAAUCAAUACAAAAGGAACAACCAAAAAACAGGACACAGUGGAGACUCCAGUUGGAUUCGCCUGGGUACCAUUGCUGAAGGAUGGAAGAGUCUUCACACUUGAACAGCAGCUGCCAGUCUCUGCCAAUCUUCCCCCAGGCUACCUGAAUGUGACUGAUGCAGAAUCAAGAAGGCAAUCAAAUGCGGAUAUCAAGUGGGUGGAUGGUGCAAAGCCUUUGUUGAAGAUUAAGAGCCACUUGGAAUCAACCAUUUAUACACAGGAUCUGCAUGUGCACAAAUUCUUCCAUCACUGCCAGCUAAUUCAGUCAGGCUCCAAGGAAGUUCCAGGGGAGCUCAUUAAAUAUUUAAAGUGUUUGCAUGCCAUGGAGAUCCAAGUCAUGAUACAGUUUCUACCUGUAAUUCUUAUGCAACUCUUCCGAGUUCUCACAAACAUGACCCAUGAAGAUGACGUUCCCAUCAACUGCACCAUGGUUCUCUUACACAUUGUGUCAAAGUGCCACGAAGAAGGUUUGGAUAGCUACUUACGAUCCUUCAUCAAGUAUAGCUUCAGACCUGAAAAACCGAGCACUCUUCAGGCCCAGCUGAUACAUGAAACCCUGGCUACUACUAUGAUAGCAAUAUUGAAACAGUCUGCAGAUUUCUUAGCCAUAAAUAAACUUCUAAAGUACUCAUGGUUUUUCUUUGAAAUAAUUGCAAAGUCAAUGGCCACAUUUUUACUGGAAGAGAAUAAAAUUAAGCUUCCCAGGGGCCAGAGGUUUCCUGAGGCAUACCAUCAUGUCUUACAUUCGCUGCUUCUUGCAAUAAUCCCCCAUGUGACCAUUCGCUAUGCAGAGAUCCCUGAUGAGUCCCGGAACGUGAAUUAUAGCUUGGCCAGCUUCCUGAAGCGCUGCUUGACACUGAUGGAUAGAGGAUUUGUUUUCAAUUUGAUAAAUGACUAUAUAUCAGGAUUUAGUCCUAAAGAUCCGAAGGUUCUUGCUGAAUACAAGUUUGAGUUCCUGCAAACAAUCUGCAAUCAUGAACAUUAUAUUCCUCUGAACCUACCAAUGGCAUUUGCAAAACCUAAACUACAGAGAGUUCAAGAUUCCAAUCUUGAAUACAGUUUAUCAGAUGAGUAUUGCAAACAUCACUUCUUAGUUGGUCUACUUCUACGGGAAACCUCCAUUGCACUUCAAGACAAUUAUGAGAUCAGAUAUACAGCUAUCUCUGUCAUAAAGAAUCUUUUGAUAAAGCAUGCAUUUGAUACUAGAUACCAGCACAAGAACCAGCAAGCUAAAAUAGCGCAGUUGUACCUUCCAUUCAUUGGUCUGCUCUUGGAAAAUAUACAGCGACUAGCAGGCCGAGAUACUUUGUAUUCCUGUGCAGCCAUGCCUAAUUCUGCAUCCAGGGAUGAGUUUCCAUGUGGCUUUGUUUCACCUACAAACAGAGGGAGCCUGGCCACUGACAAAGACAUGGCCUAUGGGUCUUUCCAAAAUGGUCAUGGAAUUAAGAGGGAGGAUUCAAGAGGUUCCCUUAUCCCUGAAGGAGCAACGGGAUUUCCAGAUCCUGGGAGUACUGGUGACAAUACCCGACAGAGCUCUUCAAGGAGUAGUGUAUCCCAGUAUAAUCGUCUGGAUCAGUAUGAAAUCAGAAACCUCUUGAUGUGCUACUUAUAUAUAGUAAAGAUGAUUUCUGAAGAUACUCUCUUAACUUACUGGAAUAAAGUGUCUCCUCAGGAGCUCAUAAACAUUCUCAUACUUCUAGAAGUAUGUUUGUUUCACUUCCGAUAUAUGGGAAAAAGAAACAUAGCAAGGGUACAUGAUGCCUGGCUAUCUAAGCACUUUGGAAUAGAUCGAAAAUCACAAACUAUGCCAGCUCUUCGAAACAGAUCAGGAGUGAUGCAGGCUCGGCUUCAGCAUCUUAGCAGUUUAGAAAGUUCAUUCACACUUAAUCACAGUUCUGUGACGACGGAAGCAGACAUUUUCCAUCAGGCUCUUCUGGAAGGCAAUACUGCUACUGAAGUUUCUCUGACAGUACUGGACACUAUAUCAUUUUUCACCCAGUGCUUCAAGAGCCAACUUUUAAAUAAUGACGGCCACAACCCACUAAUGAAGAAAGUGUUUGAUAUUCACCUUGCUUUUCUUAAAAAUGGACAAUCUGAAGUAUCACUGAAGCAUGUCUUUGCCUCGCUGAGAUCUUUCAUCAGCAAGUUUCCCUCGGCCUUUUUUAAAGGAAGAGUAAACAUGUGUGCUGCAUUUUGCUAUGAGGUUUUAAAGUGCUGUACUUCAAAGAUUAGCUCAACCAGGAAUGAGGCAUCUGCACUUUUAUAUCUUUUGAUGCGAAACAACUUUGAGUAUACCAAAAGGAAAACCUUUUUGAGGACACACUUGCAGAUAAUAAUCGCUGUAAGUCAGCUGAUAGCUGAUGUAGCACUAAGUGGAGGAUCAAGAUUUCAGGAGUCUUUAUUCAUUAUCAAUAAUUUUGCGAAUAGCGACAGACCUAUGAAGGCAACUGCUUUUCCCACAGAAGUCAAAGAUUUGACCAAGAGGAUCCGAACUGUUCUUAUGGCCACUGCCCAAAUGAAGGAGCAUGAGAAAGACCCCGAAAUGCUAAUUGAUCUUCAGUAUAGCUUAGCCAAAUCUUAUGCCAGCACACCAGAACUGAGGAAAACUUGGCUUGACAGCAUGGCCAAAAUUCACAUAAAAAAUGGAGAUUUUUCUGAGGCUGCAAUGUGUUAUGUCCAUGUAGCGGCUCUAGUUGCAGAAUUUCUUCACCGAAAGAAAUUGUUCCCUAGUGGGUGUUCAGCCUUCAAGAAAAUUACUCCCAAUAUAGAUGAAGAAGGAGCCAUGAAAGAAGAUGCUGGAAUGAUGGAUGUUCAUUACAGUGAAGAGGUUUUGCUGGAGUUGCUAGAACAGUGUGUGGAUGGCUUGUGGAAGGCAGAGCGUUACGAAGUCAUUUCUGAGAUCUCCAAGUUGAUCAUUCCAAUUUAUGAGAAACGCCGUGAAUUUGAGAAACUGACUCAAAUCUAUAGAACUCUUCAUGGCGCUUACACAAAAAUUCUGGAGGUUAUGCACACCAAAAAAAGACUUUUAGGUACUUUCUUUAGAGUUGCCUUUUAUGGCCAGUCAUUUUUUGAAGAAGAAGAUGGAAAAGAGUACAUCUAUAAAGAACCCAAGCUCACUGGCCUUUCAGAGAUUUCCUUGAGACUUGUGAAACUUUAUGGUGAAAAAUUUGGUACUGAAAAUGUCAAAAUAAUUCAGGAUUCAGACAAGGUAAAUGCCAAAGAACUUGAUCCAAAAUUUGCUCAUAUACAAGUCACUUAUGUGAAGCCCUAUUUUGAUGACAAAGAACUCACAGAAAGAAAGACAGAGUUUGAAAGAAAUCAUAAUAUCAACAGAUUUGUUUUUGAGGCCCCAUAUACAUUAUCAGGCAAAAAGCAAGGCUGCAUAGAAGAGCAGUGUAAACGCCGGACCAUCUUGACUACUUCAAACUCAUUUCCGUAUGUGAAAAAGAGAAUUUCUAUAAACUGUGAACAACAGGUGAAUUUAAAACCAAUUGAUGUUGCUACUGAUGAAAUCAAAGAUAAAACUGCUGAGCUGCACAAGCUUUGCUCCUCUGCUGACGUGGACAUGAUUCAGCUGCAGCUAAAGCUGCAGGGCUGCGUCUCUGUGCAGGUCAAUGCUGGUCCAUUAGCAUAUGCAAGAGCAUUCUUAAAUGAAAGCCACGCUGCCAAGUAUCCACUUAAGAAAGUGAAUGAGCUGAAAGACAUGUUUAGGAAAUUCAUACAGGCAUGCAGCAUUGCACUUGAACUAAAUGAGAGGCUAAUUAAAGAGGAUCAAGUUGAGUACCAUGAAGGACUAAAAUCAAAUUUCAGAGACAUGGUAAAGGAAUUGUCUGACAUUAUCCAUGAGCAGAUAUUACAAGAAGACACAAUUCAUUCUCCCUGGAUGAACAACACGUUACACGUAUUUUGUGCAAUUAGUGGUACAUCGAGUGACAGAGGUUAUGGUUCCCCAAGAUACACUGAAGUAUGAAGCGAUGUGGAAGGAAAUGGCAAUGAGACUGAACUUUCUCAGGAAUAUUCGGAGCUGUGCAAAUGUUAAAAUGUAGAGAUUUGAUAUGUGCGGAGUGUUUCCUCCUGACACCAAAAUUGUCAUGCUUUCAUACAGGGUGCUUACGUAUUUGUAAAUAUUUACGCAACUUGAAAGUGCCUGGAACAUUGCACCACUGUGCUUGGUUUGUACUUUUUUAGGUAAAUCUAUAUGCUGAAAAGUAGAGUUCAAAACCAUUCAUUCAAUUUGCUUAAUUACUGAUUAAUAAUAACGAGACUAUGUAAAAUUGUAUAAUGGAACCCAAUAAAAGGUAAAACUUAUUUGUAAUUCGAAGUGAAGGAAAUAAUGCUUUGAAUUUAGCAUUGUUCUUGAUAAGAACUUGAACUUAUUAUCCUAUGAAUCCUUGGGGAAGAAAACAAUUUAAA